ACUCCGCGGCACCGGAGGCAGGAAGGGAGAGGAGAGCGGGCGGAGGCGAGGCGCGUGCUUCGGAGGACGCCGCACCCGCCUGGAGGCCCUGGACGCUGCUCCCCAAGCUCCACCGCACCAUGGCCCCGAAGCUGCUGCUCUUCCUCUGCCUGUUCUCGGGCUUGCACGCGCGGUCCAGAAAGGUGGAAGAGGAUGAAUAUGAGGAUUCAUCAUCAAACCAAAAGUGGGUCUUGGCUCCAAAAUCCCAAGACACUGAUGUGACUCUUAUUCUCAACAAAUUGCUGAGAGAAUAUGAUAAAAAGCUGAGGCCGGAUAUUGGAAUAAAACCGACUGUAAUUGACGUUGACAUCUAUGUUAACAGCAUUGGUCCUGUGUCAUCAAUAAACAUGGAAUACCAAAUUGACAUAUUUUUUGCUCAGACCUGGACAGACAGUCGCCUUCGAUUCAACAGUACUAUGAAAAUACUCACUCUGAACAGCAACAUGGUGGGAUUAAUAUGGAUUCCAGACACAAUCUUCCGUAAUUCUAAAACUGCAGAGGCUCACUGGAUCACCACCCCCAAUCAGCUACUCAGAAUUUGGAAUGAUGGGAAAAUCCUUUAUACUUUAAGGCUCACUAUAAAUGCAGAAUGCCAGCUGCAGCUGCACAACUUCCCCAUGGAUGAGCACUCCUGUCCUCUGAUUUUCUCCAGCUAUGGCUACCCCAAAGAAGAGAUGAUUUACAGAUGGAGAAAAAAUUCAGUUGAGGCAGCUGAUCAGAAAUCCUGGAGGCUUUAUCAGUUUGACUUUAUGGGCCUCAGAAACACGACAGAAAUUGUAACAACAUCUGCAGGUGAUUAUGUUGUCAUGACCAUAUAUUUUGAAUUGAGUAGAAGAAUGGGAUACUUCACUAUUCAAACAUACAUUCCCUGUAUACUGACUGUGGUUUUAUCCUGGGUGUCAUUUUGGAUCAAAAAAGAUGCUACACCAGCAAGAACAGCAUUAGGCAUCACCACAGUGCUGACCAUGACCACGCUCAGCACCAUUGCCAGGAAUUCCUUGCCCCGUGUGUCCUAUGUGACUGCCAUGGAUCUCUUUGUGACCGUUUGCUUCUUAUUUGUCUUUGCUGCUCUAAUGGAGUACGCCACCCUCAACUAUUAUUCAAGUUGUAGAAAACCAACUACCACUAAGAAGAAAACAUCGUUAUUACAUCCAGAUUCCUCAAGAUGGAUUCAUGAGAGAAUAAGCCUACAAGCCCCCUCCAACUAUUCUCUCCUUGACAUGAGGCCACCACCGCCUGCAAUGAUCACUUUAAACAAUUCUGUGUACUGGCAGGAAUUUGAAGAUACCUGUGUCUAUGAGUGUCUGGAUGGCAAAGACUGUCAGAGCUUCUUCUGCUGCUAUGAAGAAUGCAAAUCAGGAUCUUGGAGAAAAGGGCGUAUUCACAUAGACAUCUUGGAGCUGGACUCAUAUUCCCGGGUCUUUUUCCCUACAUCGUUCCUGCUCUUCAACUUGGUCUAUUGGGUUGGAUACCUGUAUCUCUAAAUGUUGCUAUGGUGAUGAGUGAAGAGCACUAGGUUUCCGUCUUUACCUUUUACCCUCCCCAGACCAGUAGUGACCAAUUGCAGUAGGAAGGAAGGACACUGCUCAAUUUAUCUGAAGUUAUACAUUACCUUUGAGCAGUACAGGAGUAUGUGGCAAAUAUUUCUAUUAUGUAUUUCACACUCACACACAUGUGUGUACACACACAUUAAUUGAGUUUUAAAGUGAUAUUCUUGCUAAUCCCUUAUUAAAUCUGUAGCUUGGUGAUGUUUAUGAAUGGUUUUUGGAUAUUGAAAGCAGUUGCCAAUUGUUGCCAAGAAAUCUGUAAAACAUGCAAGCAAAU
Odobenus rosmarus divergens (Pacific walrus) is the source of this 1863-nucleotide messenger RNA. It is a transcript of the gene GABRG3, whose product is annotated as gamma-aminobutyric acid (GABA) A receptor, gamma 3. Gene Ontology annotation, molecular function: inhibitory extracellular ligand-gated monoatomic ion channel activity; GABA-A receptor activity; transmitter-gated monoatomic ion channel activity involved in regulation of postsynaptic membrane potential. The record is from RefSeq and is a predicted model, not a curated record. The transcript has 10 exons. Gene Ontology annotation, biological process: chloride transport; nervous system process; synaptic transmission, GABAergic. Gene Ontology annotation, cellular component: postsynapse; synapse; neuron projection. NCBI's taxonomy places the organism in Eukaryota, Metazoa, Chordata, Mammalia, Carnivora, Odobenidae. Bases 120 to 1523 code for a protein of 467 amino acids.